AUGUGGGUGAUGAAUAAAAGUUUUGAAUUGGUAUUUCAAUUUGAUAAAAAUAAUUCUAAUUAUCACCCUUUGUCAGCUAAUAAGGGAAUAUUCUACUUCUUGAAAUGGAUAAAUGGAGAGGUGGAAUUUUAUAGUGCAUCUUUGGAGUGUCAUGAAGAACAACAAGAAGAAGAGACAAUUGGCAAUAAAUCAAAAAUAUCAAAUGAUUUAUUGAAACUUCAACUAACCAACUUUGUCGAUGAAAUAAUUACAAACACCCCGAAGCCUGCUGAUGUACUACCGCAACUACAACAGAUGUUUCACAAUAUAGAUGAGAACAGGUUCCUUUGGACUACUGAUAGAAUAUUUCUCUUGGAGCAGUCAUCUUAUUGGCCAAAAAUUGGUUUAAAGUUUCUUGCUUCAAUCAUUGAAGUACUUGAGACUUCCAUCAGGACUGUUUAUAUAAGAUCUAUCUCUAUCGAUGAUUUGGAUAAACUCCAGGAUCAUAUAAUUUACAUAUCAGAACUCAAAGAAAAAUACAAAAUCAACAUGCUACUCAGUGAAUUCAGCUCUCAGAGUCCUUCGGAAAUAGCUCUUAUAAUGUUGCGUCGUUGUUAUACAGAAGAUUUGGAAGCGUUUGUGUCUGAGAGUUUGCCGAAAUAUGUCUCACGACAUUUACUAGACAUGGAUGAGACUUUGAGAUCUUUCAUAGAGAGUGAAGCUGCGAGCAGCGGCGGCAGCAUCGACGGACCGCGCCUCAAGAUCUUACUGAGUGCGUUCAGAGCACCUUGCAACAAAUUAAAUUGUUUACUAAAUGUGCUAAAAAUAUUAGACGUACCGUGGGAUACCACAGUACUCACUAUAGCUACUGAAGCGGCUUCCUUAGUGAACAAAGAUUUUACUAUUACCGAAUCCGAUCGUGUAAUUGCACAAGAGAUAUACAAGGAAUUGAACUAUGCCAAAAUUAAAGUUAUUUUAAAAAAAUACAAUUUUCCCCUCACGUGUACAGAUUACAGGCUUGUAUUGCAUAAGGUCAUAAGUGCUCAAACAGUUGAUUUGGAGGACCUAGAAAUAUUCACAAAUAUACUAACGAACUACACUGGUUAUGCGUGUAUUUUGUAUAUAGACAGAUGUCUUCAAGAUUGUGAUACGAAAAAAGCACUGAUUUAUUUCAAGAAUAUUAAUAAUCGUAAUAAAAGAAUGAUCGUAAAAGCAAUUUUAACAAAAUUUGAACAAAUUAUUGCCAAUGGAAAAGUGAAUCAACUAUUGGAAAGAAAUUACAUCGAUUUUCUAAAAGGAACACAACUUCUAAAUAUAAUACAAAUCAAUUCAAUCGAAAAUUUAUACCAUCUCAAAAAUUCGUAUAACAUCAAGUUAAAUUUAAAUGAAAUUAAUAGUAGCAGUUUUAAGGAGAGCACAUUACAAAGUUUAAAAGAUAAUGAAGAAAUAUUAUCAUCCAGUUUAGGUCGCGGAAGGUGCGUUUCCCAACUUCUUGGUAAAGAUUUAUCAAGAAAAUCCCAAUUAAUCCGUUUAUUACAAGGAAUAUCUUCCAGUCGAACCAUACGGAUGCAUGUUGAAUCUUUAAUGUUAUGUGAUGAAAAUGAAACAUCCGUCCUUCUCAAAUAUAAAGAUGGACAAAAUAGUAACAUUUUAUUGGAAUCCCACAAUAUUCUGUCAGAGGUCUCCAUAAACUGUAAUGAAGAAAACAUUCACGAAGUACUAAAAAGUCUUUCAAAAUUGAAUGCCUUGAUAAAUGCAAGUACAAUUCUUAAAAACCUCUCAGUUGCUUGGAAGUUUCAAUAUAUAUUUUUACCUAUGUCUACAAUCCACGCCCUGAAUGAUUUGAUCAACAUCUAUACUAUUUCGUCGCAAAUGAUUUCAGUAGAAGAUUUUUUGCAUAUUGCUUCUAAAGGAGAGUUUAUAAUAUUUAGAAUAAUUGCAAAUAUGAUACAAAAAUCACUUGGAACCAAUGCGACGUUAUGUGAUAAGAUUGUUAAAGCGAGGGAUAAGGUUACAAAAAGAAUGUUAGCUAAGAUUGUUUCCUUACAAGACCUGGAUCAAGUGUUAAUUACUUCCUUUCUACUUACCCUUAGAAAUACGGCAUUUGAAGACAAAAUGUGGAUUCUGGAACUUCUUAAAGGCCAAUCAGAUUCUCUUUCACCAUCUGCGAUGCACUAUCUUUCUUCUCCGUCUAUCCGUCGUAUUUUUGCUAUUGAUGAUAUUUUACCUGGAAAUAGUAUGUCUUAUCCUCCACAAUACAUACUAAAGUCCAAGUUUAACAUCAAUUUAUCUGAAGUAGCUCUCCCAGAAAACGAGGAAACAUGGGACGUACAAAUCCUACUUUUCUAUAUUUUGCGAAGAUAUCCUAAUAUUAAUUUCACUCGUCUCAUAGAGUUAUGUCAAACUUUAAAUAUAAAUCCAAAUGAGGGACUCUCUCUAUUAUUGAUAUGUGUAUUGUCAACUUGGGAUCUCAAGUACAAAAUAUAUGAAAACGAAUUAGGCUAUCGUCAAAUACUCACUGAGCAUGAUCAAACGCAAUUAAUGUCACAAUGUUUUGUUAUUUGGCACAGUAUAAAAGACAAGGAUUUAAUAAGAAAAAUUUUCAACGACUUAUGGAAGACCGGUGAAGCUUUAGUACAUGGUUGUCACGUGUCUAUUAAUCCUUAUUUUUAUGAAAUAUAUAUAUGCAUCUACCACUUAGUCUUCAGUUCACCAACAGACACUAAAUAUUUAAAGAAAUAUUAUUUACUAAACUUUCUUAAAGGAUAUCAAAGAAGAAGCGUCCCUAAACAAUACGAAUUUGAACUUUUCUCAAUUAAAGGAAUUUUUCCAGAGAUAGGAUAUUAUCGCUUACCAUUUCACCUUUUCAUGCGGGAUGAUAUGUGGUCAAAUUUAAAAUCUGAAAUAACCUUAGAAACUUACGAGUCUUGGCUGCCUAUUGUUUCAUUACUGUCACUGGACGGUGAUUCACAGACGGCGAGGGAUAUGAUUUGCAGUAACGCUGUUAAACAAACUAUGACAAAUCGGAAAAGAGCAGAUAAUAAUGAAGCUGAUUUAAAAGAUGAGCCUUGGCGCUUGACGUCGCAAGAAGAACCGUUACUGCGAACCGCUCAUCGGUGCGUAAGACAUAUAGCGAAUAUGGAGUGGGCAGGCGCUUGUCUGUUUUAUGCUCUUCAAGGUUGUGCUAGAGGAGCUGAUCAAGUGGCAGCUGCACAGCUUUGUUAUCAAUUUUCACAACGUUGGGCAACUCUUCAACCCGGCAAUCGUGCUGUUCGACAAAUGGAAAAACUUCACUCUUCAUUAUCAACCCGUCACGUUUUACACAAGAUUGAAUGGGCGUGCGAAGAACUUAUUCGGCUCUCAACAGAGCCUGUACAGUUGAUUAACGCCUUGUAUCUUCACCCGAAAUUUGUCGAAAAAAUUACACGCCACGAUAUUAACCGGGCAGCCAAUGAAAUUGCUGAUAAAAAUAAUAUUAAUAUCAGUUCUAUAAGAAUACAACUACUAGAAAGCAUACUUGACAAAACAUACAAAGAAAACAAUGUCUCACCCGGGUUGGAUCCGAAAGACUUGAUUACCGCAAAAUAUAUUCUAAAGGCCACGUGUCCCAAAAUGGGAGCGUUUUAUCUAUCUAGAAUAGCAUUUGAUGAUGAAAGUGAUUAUAACAAACGUAAGAAAUUGAGGGCUUUACAGUGUUUAAUGAGCGCUGUUGAACCGGAGACAGCGGUUAAAGUAGCACGUCGAGAACGUAAUGUACUUUGGAAAUCUUUAAUAGAACUGUUUUAUAUUGUUCAUCUUGAACGAAUUGACGUGCCAUGGAUCAUUGCUACAUUUUUGCAGGAUAAAACAUUAGCGCUAAAUCAACUAUUGCAAGUUUCUGGUAACAAUAUUGAGAGCUUGAAGAUUGCAGCUGAACUAGCUAAUAAGUUUGGUGAUAGCCAAAUUAUUCGAGAACUUAUUCCUGUUUUAAUGAGGGCUUCUCUGUUUGAAGAAAUGAUACCAUUGCUACUUAAAGUUCAAAAUCCACCAGACAAUAUGAUCUAUUCUGCUUGGAGAGCUAUUAUGCUAUCACCGUUCCAACGUGCUGAUUACCCAAUCACUGAUCGUCAAAAAGCUAAAUGUCUAAAUGCAUUGAAUUUAUUGCCGGUAUGUCCUGUAAUCAAAGAUAAAGACCUAAUAGAAAUUUGGAAAAAUUGUAUAAGAUGUAAAUGUUUGGGCUUAGGUUGCUUAUUACUACCGUACAUGACGGCACAAGCUAGGCAGUCGUUGACUGAACUAAAGACAAUUGAUAAAAGAACACUUGUAAUAAAUUUAAAGAAUUUACACAACGAAACCUAUCUUGUGUCUGGAGCUAUGUUCGUCUUAGAAAAUUUAACUCCAAAACUAUCACGUUAA
Molecule: messenger RNA, 4374 nt
Organism: Danaus chrysippus (African queen)
Lineage: Eukaryota; Metazoa; Arthropoda; Insecta; Lepidoptera; Nymphalidae
Source: the annotation of a GenBank genome assembly